AUGGAUUCAGAUCUCCCUUUGGUGGUGGAUAACGGUACCGGUUUCGUGAAAGUUGGCUACGCUGGAUCCAACUUCCCUGAACAUGUCUUCCCUUCGGUCGUUGGGCGUCCCAUAUUGCGCGCGGAGGAGCGAGUUGGAUCUGCGAUCAUUAAGGACAUCAUGGUUGGAGACGAGGCUGCGGAUAACCGCAACUAUCUGCAAGUGACACAGCCCAUGGAACAUGGAAUUGUCAAGAACUGGGAAGAUAUGAAGCAUCUUUGGGACUAUACUUUCGAUGAAAAGCUCAAGAUUAAUCCAAAUGGCAAGAAGGUUCUGUUGACGGAGCCCCCGAUGAACCCUAAGGUCAACAGGCAGAGGAUGUGCCAGGUCAUGUUCGAAGAGUAUGGGUUCCAAGGGGUAUAUGUUGCUAUUCAGGCCGUGUUGACACUGUAUGCACAAGGUCUCACCACGGGAGUCGUUGUCGAUUCUGGAGACGGUGUAACACAUAUUGUGCCCGUGUAUGAUGGCUUCGCUUUGCCUCAUCUUACUCGUCGACUCGACAUCGCCGGCCGAGAUGUAACGCGAUACCUGAUCAAGUUGCUGUUGAUGAGGGGAUACGCAUUCAACCGUACAGCCGAUUUCGAGACAGUGCGAGAGAUCAAGGAGAAGUUGUGCUACGUUAGUUAUGACCUUGAACUCGACAAAAGACUAGCUGAAGAGACCACAGUCCUUGUUGAGAGUUAUACUCUUCCUGACGGCCGAACAAUCAAAGUCGGCUCGGAGCGUUACGAAGCUCCAGAAUGUAUGUUCCAACCACAUCUCGUUGAUGUCGAACAACCAGGAGUAGCAGAGAUGCUCUUCCAAACUAUUCAAGCAGCGGCUGUUGAUAUCCGUGCCGAUUUGUAUAAACAUAUUGUUCUGUCUGGAGGAUCAAGUAUGUAUCCUGGUUUGCCCAGUAGACUGGAAAAGGAGAUCAAGCAGCUGCACUUGACACGACUUCUGAAUGGCGAUCCAUCUCGUCUAAACAAAUUCAAGAUCAAAAUCGAAGAUCCACCACGCCGAAAGCACAUGGUGUUCCUAGGUGGUGCUGUGCUUGCGGAUAUCAUGAAAAAUCGUGAAGAUUUCUGGAUUUCGAGAGAAGAGUGGUUUGAACAGGGAAUCAGGUCUCUGGACAAGCUUGGACGCGGUGAAAGUUAA
Messenger RNA from Psilocybe cubensis, 1176 nucleotides. RefSeq lists its product as uncharacterized. Gene Ontology annotation, molecular function: actin filament binding. NCBI's taxonomy places the organism in Eukaryota, Fungi, Basidiomycota, Agaricomycetes, Agaricales, Agrocybaceae. The coding region runs from base 1 to 1176 and encodes 391 amino acids. The record is from RefSeq and is a predicted model, not a curated record. Gene Ontology annotation, cellular component: actin cortical patch; Arp2/3 protein complex. The transcript is spliced from 8 exons. Gene Ontology annotation, biological process: Arp2/3 complex-mediated actin nucleation.